AUGAAGUCCUACGCCCUUCUUCCGUUCGCUCUGUCGGCCCUCGUCGCUGCCCAGGAUGCUCCCUCGCUCGCUGAGGCCCUCGCCUCGCAGAACGACACGCUCUCUUCCCUCGGCAGCCUUCUUGCUGGCCAGCCUGCCCUCGUCGAGGCCCUCUCCGGCCUGACCAACAUCACCAUUCUCGCUCCCAGCAACGACGCCCUGAACGCUCUUCUUCAGGACACCGCCGUUGCUCAGCAGGUUACCUCUGAUCCCAGCCUCGUGGCCGCCAUUCUGCAGUACCAUGUCCUGAACGGUACUUUCCGCGCUGCCGACGUGCCCGAUUCGGCUGUCUUCAUCCAGUCUCUCCUGUCCAACGAGACCUACGAGCAGGUUGCUGGCAGCCAGGUUGUCGGCGCCGUCGCUGAGGACGACUCCGUGACCUUCUACAGCGCCCUCAAGGCCGAGUCUACUGUCACCCAAGCCGACCUCGAGUUCGCCGGUGGUGUUAUUCACAUCAUCGACAAGGUUCUGGCCAUCCCUGCCAACGUUGCCGACACGGCCACCGCUGCCAACCUCACUUCGCUCGUCGAGGCUGUGACCAAGGCCAACCUCGCCGAGACCCUCACUCAGGCCGAGAGCAUCACGGUUUUCGCCCCCAACAACGAGGCUUUCGCCGCUCUGGGCUCCCUCGACGAUAUCAGCGAGGAUGACCUCCAGGCCGUCCUGCAGUACCACGUCAUUGCGGGUACCGUUGCCUACAGCAGCACCCUUUCCGAAGGCACCGUUGAGACUCUUACUGGCGAGACCGUCAACAUCUCCAUCCGUGACGGCAACGUCUUUGUCAACGAUGCUCAGGUUGUCCUUGCCGAUGUCCUUAUCUCCAACGGUGUCGUCCACGUCAUUGACAGCGUCCUCUCUCCCGCCGAGAACACUGCCGGCUCUGGCGAGACCAGCUCUGCCGUGCCCUCGCCCACCGCCGUCCCUGAGGCUGCAGCUCCCCGUGCCGAGGCUGCCAUCGCCAUUGGCGCUCUUCUCGGUGGCGCUGCUCUCGCUCUGAACAUGUAA
Molecule: messenger RNA, 1044 nt
Organism: Verticillium alfalfae VaMs.102
Lineage: Eukaryota; Fungi; Ascomycota; Sordariomycetes; Glomerellales; Plectosphaerellaceae
Product: beta-Ig-H3/Fasciclin
Exons: 4
Coding region: 1-1044 (347 amino acids)
Biological process (GO): macroautophagy
Cellular component (GO): fungal-type vacuole membrane
Source: RefSeq, a predicted model, not a curated record